AUGCCUUUUGUAUACAACCCAUACAAAAACCUCUGCACCGUUGGCCGUUUCCCAGCCAUUAAACUGCAGGAGGAUGGCUGCAGGAAAGCAGCAUGCUAUACACCGGUUUACAACAACACUUGUGUUAACCCAUGCUCUAAACCUUAUGUAAAUCCUUGGGCUAGCCCUUGCAAUAUCCCUUAUGCUUACCCAUAUGUUAACCCUUGUGUUAACCCAUUCGUCAACCCCUGUGUUAACCCAUGUGUUAACCCUUGUGCUACUCCAUACCCUAAUCCUUGCGGUUUUGUCACUCCAUGCCAUGAUUAUGAGACAAAGGAAGUCGUCGUCAAGGAAUGCGUGGAGGAUUGUACAAGCAAGCGAGUCUGUGGGGUCGAGGAUGCUGUCCUCCGGGUGAGUAAAGUUGACCUUCUCAAAUGCAGGACCGGAAAGAAUCGUGAGGAGCAUCACACACAUUGUUUCCUUGAUGAUCAUCUCAUCGUCCGCAGAGGACAGUGUUUCAAUAUGUGGGUUGAUCUGUGCCGUCCUUUCAAUCCCAGUUGUGACAAGCUUCACCUGGAGCUCAAACUAGGUCACAUCCCAUCCAUCCGGGACGGCACUUAUGUGAUCGUUCCAAUAGUGGAAGAAUUCAAGAAAGACUGCUGGGGUGCAAAGAUUGUGGAACAAGGACAAAACCGAAUCAAACUGUGUGUGCACUCUAUUCCGACUGCUUGCGUUGGACGAUACCAGCUCAGUGUCGUGACACACUGUCCAGGAGGCAGAUUCACUUUACCUUGUGUUCCUGAAAAUGAAAUUUACAUGUUGUUCAACCCCUGGUGUAAAGAUGACUGUGUGUAUCUGAGUGAUGACGCGGAGAGAGCUGAGUAUGUGCUGAAUGACAUGGGCAGAAUCUACUAUGGAACUAAGCAGCAGAUUGGUUGCAGAACAUGGAACUUUGGUCAAUUUGAGAAGGGAAUCUUGUCUGCGUGUAUUUAUGUAUUGGAGAAGAGCGGUAAACCUUGCUCAGGAUGGGGAAACCCCAUUAACAUUUCCAGAGUAGUGUCUGACAUGGUUAUUGCCAACAAAGACUGUGGUGUGCUGGUGGGUAACUGGUCAAACUGCUAUGGAGAUGGAACUGCUCCGACAUCCUGGUGCAGCAGCAGUGCCAUCCUGAAACAAUACCACAAAUGUGGAGGAAUACCGGUCAAAUAUGGACAGAGCUCGGCCUUUGCUGGAGUCACCAACACACUGUUGAGGUGUUUGGGAAUUCCUGCUCGUCCGGUCUCAAACUUCUGUUCUGCUCAUGACACUGAUGUUUGUUUGACAUCUGACGUCUAUUUGGAUGAGAAAUUCCAGUUGAUCGAUCACAUGAACCGUGAUUCAGUCUGGAACUACCACGUGUGGAAUGAGGCCUGGAUGACUCGGUCAGACCUGCCAUCUGGUUUCGGAGGUUGGCAGGUGGUUGAUUCCACUCCUCAACUGACCAGCCAGGGCUUCUUCCGCUGCGGCCCUACCUCUGUUGCUGCGAUCCGCAGUGGACAGACCUUCCUGAAGCAUGAUGUGCCCUUCCUUUUCGCUGAAGUGAAUAAUGAUAAAGUUUACUGGCAGAGGAAAUGUGAUGGAACAUUUGGUGUUGUCCACAUUGAGAAGGAUGUAGUAGGUCACUGCAUCAGCACCAAGGCUGUUGGCUCAGAUCAACGUGUGGAUAUCACAAAUCUCUACAAACACCCACUCGGUUCUUCUGAGCAGUGCACUGCUUUGGAAACAGCUCUUCGUCAUGGCUCCAAGCGAUGCACAUACCCACUGCCCUGUGCUGAGGAUGUUGUCUGUGAAGUCAACCUGAAAGGGGAUGGAUCAUGUGUGGGCAAAGAUGCUGUGCUUUGCAUCAAUCUAAAAAACAAAUGCAGCUCAUCUCGUAGCGUCACCCUCUACAGCCAGUCUGCAGCCAUGUACUACACCGGAGUCAGAAAGACCUUCCUGAAGAAAGACCACACAUGCAUUGAGCUCAAGCCCUCUGAAUGCAGACCUCUGGAAUGGACCCUGAGUUAUGACGAGUAUAAGGAACACCUGGUGGAUCACGCCUCACUGAUGCUCAACAUCUUCGGACAUGUGGCUCAGACUAAGCAGGUUUUGGCCACACAGUACAGCUUCAGACUGCGCACACCAGAUCUUGUUAUCGCUCCUGUAUGUGAUGCUGUCUUGGGUCAAGAAGUGCCAGUCAAAAUCACUUUCCAGAAUCCACUGCCUUGUGUCCUGAAGAACACUGCAUUCCGCUUUGUGGGACUUGGACUGCAGCAUGCCAGAGUUGUUAACUAUGGUGACAUUGCAGGGCAUGCCACAGUGUGCCUGACGGAGAAGUUUAUUCCCAAGUGUCACGGCCCACAUAAACUUCUGGCAUCAUUUGAUUGUCCUCAGCUCACUCAGGUGCAUGGAUUCGCCAACAUUGUCGUCAAACAGCACUGUUAA
This is a messenger RNA of Sinocyclocheilus anshuiensis, 2442 nucleotides long. RefSeq names its product protein-glutamine gamma-glutamyltransferase K-like. NCBI's taxonomy places the organism in Eukaryota, Metazoa, Chordata, Actinopteri, Cypriniformes, Cyprinidae. The transcript is spliced from 13 exons. The record is from RefSeq and is a predicted model, not a curated record. Gene Ontology annotation, biological process: peptide cross-linking. Gene Ontology annotation, molecular function: protein-glutamine gamma-glutamyltransferase activity. The coding region runs from base 1 to 2442 and encodes 813 amino acids.